AUGACGGCGACGACCGAGAUGGAAAAAUCAAAUCGAGAAACCGCCUCGCUGUUCUCCCGGGUGACGUUUACCUGGGUGAGACCGUUUCUGAAACGAGCGCACGAAAAAACAAGGUUGGAACACGAGGAUUUAGUGCCAUUGCCGGAAAACUUGUCGUGCGUGACAAACGCGGAACGGUUUGAGUUUGAGUUGAGAGAUUGUUUAGAGAAGGAGGAACGAGAGGAAGGAACAACAAGUAGUUUGGGAGCGACGAGAGGAGAGGAGGAGAAGGAAGAAGAAGGCGCCGGAAAAUCGAGAAAGAAGAAGAAGAAGAAGUUCUUACCAACCAUCACGAAACCGAUAUGGUCGUGCUUCGGGAACAUGAUUUUAACCGGCGCGAUGUUUAAACUCGCCAACGACGCGAUGCAGUUUUUACCGCCCGUCAUCUUGAGCGGCUAUUUGAAGUACGUGGCGGGAGGGGAGGAUAAUUUUUUACGACAAACGUUCACGACGGAACAGAUUGGCGACACGGAGUUGGGGAUUUUGUAUUGCGCGCUGAUGUUGUGCGUGCAAGUGGGGAGAACUUUGUGCGAACAGCAAUACUUUUAUCACAUGCAAGCGAGCGGGAUUGUGAUUAAAGGCGCGUUAGGGACGGCGGUGUAUAGAAAGACGAUUCGAUUGAACGCGAGUGGGAGGAGCGGAUCGACGACGGGGGAGGUUUUGAACCACAUGCAAUUAGAUGCGCAAAGAGUUGGGGAUUUGAUGUUGUUUAUUCACGUCGUUUGGAGCGGGUUGUUUCAAAUUAUCGGGUACAUCGCGUUAUUGUACAUGUACAUCGGAUGGUCCGUGUUUGGCGGGUUGUUUUUGUUAAUCGCGCUGAUACCAUUGCAAAAGUUUUUUUACACGUUAACGUAUAAGUUACGAAGCGUGCAGACAAAAUUCACGGAUAAGCGAGUGAAAUUAGAAAACGAAGGUUUGUCCGGAGUGAAAAUAUUAAAGUUGAACGCGUGGGAGGAUUCCUUGGAAGACGAAGUGAAAGCGUCGAGGAAAGAGGAGAUAAUUUACGCGACGAAAACCGCCAACGUGGCGGCGGCGAAUACGAGCAUCAUGAUGGCAGGUCCAGUCAUUGUGUCGGUGAUUGUGUUCAUGUUAUACUCUGGUGUGAUGAAAGGCGAGAUGCGUCCGGAUAUUAUAUUCCCGGCGUUGACGUUGUUCUCGCUCAUUCGGUUCCCGAUUUUGUUUUACCCGAGGUGUUUGGCGUUGUCCGCGGAUGCUAUUGUUAGUUUGGAUCGGUUACAGAAAUAUUUCUUACUUUCGGAAUCGAAACCGACGACGACGACAAUAAAGUUAGAGGAGUUAAACGAAGAGGAUAAUGGCGAAGAUGUGAAGACGAAAGAAAUGUACAAGAAGAAGGGCGACGUGGUUGCGAAAAUCAAGAAAGGCGCGUCGUUUCGAUGGAGCCGCAACAACAGCAACAAAGAUGCAGAAAAGAAAGAUGACGCGUCUCCUCAAGGCGUUGACGGCGUCACCGCCGGAGCCGGAUUUACGUUAAACAAAUGCGAUUUUGAAAUCAAACGAGGCGAGCUCGUGUGCGUUGUCGGCGCGGUUGGUUCGGGGAAGACCGCCAUCGUCUCGGCGCUUCUCGGCGAUAUGGUUCCCGAAAGUAGCGGCGAUGAAAAACAAGAUUCAGAUGAAGUCAUCUCCAUAGAUGGUACCGUCGCGUAUUGUUCUCAGUCCGCGUGGGUCCAAUCUGCUUCCGUGAAAGAGAAUAUCUUGUUCGGUAAACUGCACUCGGAGAGGAAAUACCACGACGCUUUAGACGCCGCGUGUAUGUUGACUGAUCUCAAACUCCUCCCAGAUGCCGAUCAAACGCAAAUCGGCGAAAAAGGUAUCACUUUGAGUGGCGGCCAAAAGCAAAGAUGCGCCAUCGCGCGCGCGGUGUAUGCCGAUGCCGAUUUCGUCAUUAUGGAUGACCCUCUUUCUGCCUUGGACGCGCACGUCGCCAAGGACGUGUUCAACAAAUGCGUAAGGGGCGUAUUUCGAGAAAAGGCGGUCUUACUCGUCACGCACCAGUUGCAUUUCGUCGAGCGCGCGGAUAAAAUCUUAGUCAUGAAGGACGGAGAAGUCGUCGAGCGUGGAAGUUAUAAGGAACUCAUCGAAAACGCAGAGUACUUCAGGCAAAUGAUGGAGUCUUAUCGCGGAACGCAAGAGAAAGAAACGGCAAAGGCGGAAGAACAAGACGCCUGGGCGUUUGCUUUGUCGGAAACGGACAGAAAUCAGAUGAAACGCGUAGUUUCGGAACAGAAACUCAGUACAAAAACAGCGCAAAAAGAAGAACACCGUGAACAAGGCGCGGUAAAGAAGAAUGUCUACGCGACGUACUUUCUGGCGUUGGGUGGCACACUACCAUGCAUGUUUCUCAUGUUCAUCACCAUCAUUGAACGGAUGAUUUCUGUGUUCACGCCAAUGUGGCUUGCAUUUUGGACCGAGUACAAGUACGGCUUGAACGAUGCGGAAUACAUGAGCACGUACGCAGCCAUUGGCGUUAUAUCUGCUUUACUUUCGUGGUGGCGCACGUUCGCGUGGUUAGUCGCGUCUUUGCGCGCGGCGACGACCUUGCACUUGAAACUAUUCCACUCGGUGUUGAAUACGCGACAAGCUUUUUUUGAUACGACUCCUCUCGGACGUAUCAUUCAGCGAUUCGCAAAAGACACGAACGUUUUAGAUAACCUUCUCGGACAAUCCGUCAGUUCAUUGACGUCUUUUGGUUUAUGGUUGUUGGGUACGAUGAUUGCGAUGGUUACGAUUAUCCCAAUUCUCGGCCCUUUUUUGGUUCCAGUCUUUGCGUGCUACUUUUACGUGCAGUACUUCUUCCGUCCCGGCUAUCGCGAAGCGAAACGGUUAGACGGCACGUCCGGGUCGCCAAUUUUCGAACACUUUGGUGAAACCAUUUCUGGCAUCUCCACCAUUCGCGCGUUUGGACACCAAGCGCGCUUCAUUCACGAAAAUGAGAAGCGCAUCGCGUAUAACCAGCGCGCGGAUUACACGCAAAAGUGCGCGUGCGAUCGAUGGCUACCAGUUCGUUUAGAAGUUAUCGGUAUUUCAAUUUCCAUCAUCGUCGCCGGUUUAGGCGUUUACCAACGCAAAACCACCAGCAGUGGCUUGAUUGGCGUGACGUUAUCGUACGCCAUCGACAUCACUGGCGUGUUGUCUUGGUUGAUUCGCUUAUUCUCUGAACUCGAAUCGCAAAUGGUUUCCGUCGAGCGCGUUGAGGAGUACGCGCAGUUGCCUUCCGAGGAAGACACGGCGAACGAUUCCAUGGACAGCGAGAACGACGGUAAGCAAAUAGUCGCCAUCGGCAAGGUUGAACCCGACCCGUCGUGGCCGCAAAGUGGUGGCAUCGUUUUUCAAGACGUCGAAAUGCGCUACCGUAAGGAACUCCCGUUGGUACUGAGCGGUGUUUCGUUCGAAAUCGAUGCUGGUUCGUCGGUUGGUAUUUGCGGACGUACCGGCAGCGGUAAGAGUUCCUUAAUCGUCGCCUUGUGGCGACUCGUGGAGCCUUCGCGAGGUAAAAUUCUCAUCGACGGCGUUGACAUUUCUUCAAUGCCGUUGAAAUCGUUACGAUCUAGAGUCACGUGCAUCCCGCAAGAUCCAAUCUUGUUUUCAGGAACGGUUCGCGAUAACCUCGACCCGUUUCUAACGCACAACGAUGAAGAUUUAUGGUUUGCGUUGGAACACGUUCAAUUGAAAAAGUUUGUCUCGACGCACGAAGACGGUUUAGGCUUGAUGACCCCGGUCAAGGAGUACGGCUCCAACUUUUCCGCCGGUCAACGUCAAAUGUUGUGCUUAGCCCGAGCGUUAUUGCGCGAAACCAAAAUCGUCUGCCUCGACGAAGCUACCGCCUCGGUCGAUAACGAAAGCGACUUGAUGAUGCAAAAAGUAAUCUCGCAAGAGUUCAAGGACAAAACAGUGAUGACCAUCGCGCACAGAAUCAACACCAUCAUCGAAUCGAACAGAGUGCUGUGCAUGGCCAGCGGGAAGGUUUUGUCCUACGAUACACCGUCCAAGUUAUUGGAAGAUUCGUCGAGCAUAUUUGCGCAGCUCGUGUUGGAAACCGGCGAGGCGUCGGCGAAGAAUUUGAAACAACGCGCCAACGAGUUGGAGAAACAACGACGAUAG
Messenger RNA from Bathycoccus prasinos, 4158 nucleotides. Its product is annotated as ATP-binding cassette superfamily. Gene Ontology annotation, cellular component: membrane. Lineage: Eukaryota; Viridiplantae; Chlorophyta; Mamiellophyceae; Mamiellales; Bathycoccaceae. Gene Ontology annotation, molecular function: ATP binding; ABC-type transporter activity; ATP hydrolysis activity. Gene Ontology annotation, biological process: transmembrane transport. The transcript has a single exon. The record is from RefSeq and is a predicted model, not a curated record. The coding region runs from base 1 to 4158 and encodes 1385 amino acids.